Molecule: messenger RNA, 698 nt
Organism: Cornus florida
Lineage: Eukaryota; Viridiplantae; Streptophyta; Magnoliopsida; Cornales; Cornaceae
Product: agamous-like MADS-box protein MADS9
Exons: 4
Coding region: 84-698 (204 amino acids)
Biological process (GO): positive regulation of transcription by RNA polymerase II
Molecular function (GO): protein dimerization activity; DNA-binding transcription factor activity, RNA polymerase II-specific; RNA polymerase II cis-regulatory region sequence-specific DNA binding
Source: RefSeq, a predicted model, not a curated record
UCCAGCUAGGCUUUGUCAAAAGUCCUUAUACAAACCCUAGAAAUACAGAGACUAUACAAAAGUUAUUUGUCUUCCUACCUAUAAUGGAAAUGUCCAUUAAUUAUUUUCCUCUCUUAUCUUUUUUUUUUUUUUUUUUUCUCUCUCUUUCUAUUCUUACAUUGUUCUUGUGCAAGUGCUUUAGAACAAGGGAAAGAGGAGAGGAAUUAAGAACGAGAGAGAGUUUGUUGGUACUGAGAGAAAGAGAGAUGGGGAGAGGAAAGAUAGAGAUAAAAAGGAUAGAGAACUCAAACAACAGGCAGGUCACAUACUCAAAGAGAAGGAACGGGAUCAUGAAUAAGGCUAAGGAGAUCGCUGUUCUCUGUGAUUCUCGUGUCUCUCUAGUUAUCUUUGCUAGGUUUGGCAAGAUGCACGAGUACUGUAGCCCUUCCACUAAGUUGACUGAUGUAUUGGAUCAAUAUCAAAAGCAGUCCGGGAAGAGGUUGUGGGAUGCUAAGCAUGAAAAUGUCAGCAAUGAACUCGACAGGAUCAAAAAAGAGAGUGACAGGAUGCAGAUUUACCAACAAGAGAUGGCUAUGGAUGGUAAUGUGAGAGACAUGGAGAAAACAUUUCAUCAGAGCGAAUUCCAGCCCCAAAUGCCCUUUCACUUCCGCGUACAGCCAAGUCAGCCAAAUUUACAGGAGAGGUUUUGGAAUUGUUGA